GCCACCUGCAGACUUGAUGCAUCGUGGGUUGCAUGCGGCGUACACAUGCUGAGUGAAUAGAAUGGACGCCCCUUCGGAUCUCUCUGCUCCUCAUACAAUCUCGAUUCCCGGAGGUCCUACCCUCGAGACUGAGUGGGACGAGAGGAAGCGGAGACAUAUGGUCUCCUGCGAUCUAUGCGGUAAAAAGAUCGCGUUGACUAAACACGGCCAUAAUCAUUCUCUGUUCGAGCAUCGCGGUCGAACCGAUCACGCCAACCAUGCCUUCACUACCACUGUACACAGUACCUCCCACACCCCAGCCAUCUCGAUCGGGAUCCCGCGUUGCAAGUGUCGAGCCAAUAACUUUCGAUGGAAGGCAGGAUCGGUCUGGGACACAUAUCCGUAUCAUCAGCAUGCGUUCCGCAAGUACCCAUGGGAGCCGAUUGGGAUUGAAAACGGAAACUGGUUCCGUCUGCGAGCGACAGACUGUGCACGCUCAGCUGUAUCAGCCGCGAGCGACAGCCCUAAUAUCUGCUGUAGUGCUUGUCAGAAUAUCCCAACCUCGGAUCGAUACCGAAAGUUCCUGAACAGAGCCAAAUCCGCGAGCGACCACACACCUUGGGAAUAUCUGAACCACAGACAGCUUUGCCGCGAUGCAGAUCGCAGUCUCUCGCGCUUGCGAGGCAAAUUGAACGAUCAUCAGCGGCUGGUGGUUCUCUUGGCGAAUAACGACAUACAGCGGCUUCAUCACCUGUUGUCGGUCGCACUGCGCAAGGGCGCGAGCCCUAAGGCUUUGAUAGCUCAGAUCGAUCGAGCCAUCAAUGGUCUAUACUGCGAUCGGGGACAAUUUGACGAGCGUAAAAUCAAGGCCGCAUUCCUGUCGAAGGUUCUUGGGGGUCCACGACUCUUGUUUGCGCUCUCAAAGUCGGAAAGAUUCCCGUCUGGGCCGACUGUUGGCCGUCGUAUGAAGGUACCUGAGCUUGACCCCUCCAUCAGCACCCCAACACGCCCCGAAUUCAAGAGGAAUUUUGCCUCACUCUGCAAUCCGGCACACAACCCACUUCCCCCGAGAUAUGGUCGUGCAAAGCAGCUUGCAGGUCUUGUAGUCAUGGUCGAUGGGAUCGCAAUUGAGGAGCGGUGUCGCUACCUCCCAUCCCGGAACGCGAUAGCAGGCCUGGCUCGAGAAGACGCAAGUAAGGUGUCACUCGAGGUCAAGAGCUACGAGGAUGUGCAGAAGGUUGAGAAUGCACUCGUAGAUGGAGUGUGCUCUCAUGGGAAGGAUGCUACCGUCGUGUCGAUCGCACCGUACGCUCGAGUCGAUCACUACAACGCCUUACCGCUUGUAGUCUCACCAUCAAACAAGCACGAGACGGGCGAGCAACUUGCUCGUUGGCUGUGGGACUUCUGUGACUCGUGGCGUACCGACCCGCACGGCGAAGCUGUCAGGGGCACGAUCUGGGCCUUAGCAAGUGAUGGCGACGCCGCAUUUCGCCUCGCGAAACAUAUCAUCUGUUCGACACACGCUGUACCUGCGGAGACAGAGCUUGGGAGCCGGCUGUGCAGACUCAAGGGUAUGAACCGGAUGACUAGCGCGACAGGCAUUGUUGCCACCUGUGACCCUAAACAUGUGUUCAAACGCUUUGCAACGCUUAUACGGAACCCAAGAGGCAUCCUGAUUGAUGACACACACCUACAGUCGACAGAUUUUUUUGAGCACUUGAGAGAUCUGCCGGAUAUGUCUCCGGAAAAAGCGAGCCGGCUUCUCGACCCCGCCGACAAGCAAAACGUUCCGAAAGCGGUCCAUCUGAUACAGGAGCUACUCAACAUUGAGAAACACGCGCCCCGCCCUCUGCACGACCUCUUUCCGGGGAGAUCCCACCGCCGCCAUAUCCUCUCCUUCUUUGCCCGCGUCCUCGGCUUCUUUGUCCUGCCAUUUGUGACCAUCAGUAUGUCACUGGCAGAACAGAUACAUUCUCUCGCAACAUACUCACAUCUGGUCGCUGUCCUGUGGGUCCGACACGGGACAGCAUUCAUGAACGGAGGUCUCUACGCUGAUUCCCAAUCAAUUGUCAAAAAUAUCAUUUUCACGGUACUGCGCCUGCAGCUCCUGGACGACGACAUACCUUUCCAUAUCAUCUUUGAAGGGACAGACCGUCUCGAAUCCCUGUUUGGCAACUGUCGCACACAGGAUCACAACCGUAAUUUCGAUGUCUUGCAACUGUGCCAGAAGCUCAGCGUUGCCACCAUGAUUGACUUGAUCUUCGAAAGCGAACCUGAUUGGGACCGCGGACACCGGCGUCUUGACCUAAAGGACGCGCUCGGGAUAGAUCAUGUCAAUCCCCGUUCGUGGACUGGUGAUGUUCGCGUCGGGGAAGUCGAUGUUGCAACAGAAUGGGCGCGAGGUCGUUACACUGCAGAACAAGUCAUCAUUCAGUUUCUUGGACCGGACGCAGCCGAGGCGUUCGAAUCGCUGUACGAUCAGGACAACUGCGACUUGCUCCGGCCAGAAGGUACCUAUGUCGGCGUGAGGCACGAUCCUGGCGACGACAUCGAGGAGAUCACAGCAUCCGCACACACUCCCGAAAAUGCAGUAGUCCACGCAUCUGCACAGGAUGUCAGCGACUCAGACAACGGCAAUGAAUUUGACGAUGUGCCAGUGGGCCUUGGCAUUGAGGACUUCCUGCCAGAUACAGAGCAGGACCUCGAAGACGAUGUGGCGAUGACAUCGUCCGAGGAUCGCUUCGUGACGGUGGAGGGCAAGAGAUACUUGAAGGCUUCCGUUGUCACGGCUUUACUCACGUCAAGCCGAGCGCGGAAGGUUCCCCUUCGAACGCUCCGAAAUCGUGGCGUAACGUUCGAGGAUAUGAGUGGCGGAGACAAGUGGAAUAGCUCCGAACUCACCAGUGGCAAUCUCGUCAAGACGGGCGAUAUUGCAGCGUCACUUCUGCGUGUGCAAUCGACUAUCUGCCUCGCCGUCGUAGAGAUAACGGGGUUCCGUUGUGGAAGCGGUGAUGAUCAAACCUUCCUAUCGUGCAUCAGCGUGGAUGAUCUCGAGGACAGGGCAUCAGCACCCACAGUUACAGUCCAGGUGCUCGACAUGUUCACGCCGGAGCCAUCUACCGACCCUGCUGAGAAGUGCAGUUGGCAGUGGACUCACUCGUACAUCCGGCUCGAUUCACAAAGCAAUAGUCAGCGCAUCAUGCAACGUCAGCAUACCAUCAACAUACCUGGCCAUUUGAUUCAUCCACUCGGGCCGACUAUCAUUGCCCUACGUCUGUCAAACGAUCAAGUCAAUCAGCCCAUUGUCCCGAGAUAUGCCAAUGGCAAGGACUCACAAAUCGCGAAGACGUGGUCCGUACCAAGGACACAACUGGAAGAUAUCCUGACGUUCGCAUGGGAAGCACUCUCCCCCAACACGGAAGACAUUAUCGCAAAUAUCGAGCACUUACCGUCAGUAUCCACCCAAAGCCUGCCAUAUCAGGACACAAUAGGGAAUGACGUGUUCACCGUCCUUGAUGUACCAACUUGGCUCACAAUCGAGAAGAAGACCGGCUCGGAUGUCGUCCCUUGUCUAAUCUGUGGAAGUAAGGAGGCUGAUCGAUGUUUAAAAUCACUCACCUGCCGACUUCAUGAUCAGCUCGGCGUCGAUCCUUGCGGCUUCUGCGGGAUGGACGGGUGUGUCGUUCAGCUAACCAAGAAGAACAACAGCAUGUCAGUUGCUUGCAGCUGUCCAUACCACUACACAUCAAUGAGCUAUGCCGCAGCCAAGACAGUAAGCAAGGCCACUCCGUGUACAAACGUACCGAUACACUGCCCUCUGUGCCCGAUUGGCCCGUCAGGACAGCCGCGCACUAUUUGGAAGUACAACGUGCUCUUCCAUGUUGCGAAGGAGCACUGUACCGAUGAUCACGAGUUGCCGCCUAUUCCGCUACAGCUCGCAGUCGACAUGCAUAUAUCGAUCGAGGAGGAGAGCUUGAUGCGGAUCGCGAAAGACGUCACGGAGGACUGGCGGAAGCAACACGAGAUUCCAAACAGCGACGAGGUAGAGGCGUAUCGCGAAGAGUUGAAGGCGAGCCAGACGAAGGGUAAAAAGCGCAUGCGAUCGCAGUCAACCGCUGUAGUCGAACGAGGAGGACCCAAGUCGCGCGCCCGACGCUAG
Rhodofomes roseus is the source of this 4138-nucleotide messenger RNA. RefSeq lists its product as uncharacterized. Lineage: Eukaryota; Fungi; Basidiomycota; Agaricomycetes; Polyporales; Fomitopsidaceae. The transcript is spliced from 8 exons. Bases 62 to 4138 code for a protein of 1358 amino acids. The record is from RefSeq and is a predicted model, not a curated record.